AUGGAGGCGGUCCAAAAUUAUCUGCACGAGCUUGCGCAGACGAGGAAGUUCUCUGACUUCACGUUCAAAGUAGACGGCGGCCAAGACCACAAGGUCCACAAAGUCGUACUCGCAGCGCAGUCGCGCGUCUUCGAGAAGUUCUUCGAGAAACAUGAAAGCGAAGCUAACCUGACCGAACUCUUCUCUUUCAACAACUUGACCGCGCCCAUUGACACGCACAAGUACUCUAACAUCGCCAUGCGCGAGGCCAUGAUCGAUGUGCUGGCGUACUGCUACUAUGGAAAAUAUCAUCUGAAUCGCGAGCGCGAUGUCAGUGACGACUUUGCCUUGCGGGUCCUGUCGCAUCUUCUCGUCCACGAAGCGGCCGUCCAAUUCCAAAUCCCUGACCUUGUUACUCUCAGCGCCAUCAGGUUCCGCUCGGAGUUUUGGGGAUACUGCACAUCCUGCACACCAGAGGGUGCCCAGACCGUUUUCAAAUCAUGCUUUUCAUCAAAAAUUAUGUCCAAGUUCUUGCACGAUACUGCCAUCGACAUAUUUCGAAUCACGAUCGACGCGUACAAGAAAGAGAACAAAUUCAAGGAGGCGCUGGAACUGAUGGGAGCGGUGCCAAUGGCGACAGCGAAGCUGUACAGCCAACCGCCAAAGCAGGAAGAAGUCGUGCCGGAGGAUGGGGAAGAUCUGAGUGAAGAGGAUGAGAGUGAAGAUGAGGACGAAGUAUCAGAGCUUGAAGAAAGCACUACUAAGAAGGCCAAGAAGGAAGCAUAUGUUACUGGUUAA
Molecule: messenger RNA, 777 nt
Organism: Parastagonospora nodorum SN15
Lineage: Eukaryota; Fungi; Ascomycota; Dothideomycetes; Pleosporales; Phaeosphaeriaceae
Exons: 3
Coding region: 1-777 (258 amino acids)
Molecular function (GO): protein binding
Source: RefSeq, a predicted model, not a curated record